Messenger RNA from Ailuropoda melanoleuca (giant panda), 6499 nucleotides. It is a transcript of the gene METTL16, whose product is annotated as methyltransferase 16, RNA N6-adenosine. The record is from RefSeq and is a predicted model, not a curated record. Bases 148 to 1833 code for a protein of 561 amino acids. Gene Ontology annotation, cellular component: nucleus. Gene Ontology annotation, molecular function: 23S rRNA (adenine(1618)-N(6))-methyltransferase activity. Gene Ontology annotation, biological process: rRNA base methylation. The transcript has 10 exons. Lineage: Eukaryota; Metazoa; Chordata; Mammalia; Carnivora; Ursidae.
GAGGCUGGAUGCUUGCCCAACAUGGCGGCGCGCUAGGAGCGUAACAUCUGCGUUUCUAGGCGCUUCCCCCUGCGGGUGGUUUAAGACUCUGGAGUUAAUAGAGGCCUACUCCAGACCGGUCGUCUGGAAGAAACUUUGACUUCAGUUAUGGCUCUGAGUAAAUCAAUGCAUGCAAGAAAUAGAUACAAGGACAAACCUCCUGACUUUGCAUAUCUGGCAACCAAAUACCCAGAUUUUAAGCAGCAUGUUCAGAUAAAUCUGAAUGGAAGAGUGAGUCUUAAUUUUAAAGACCCCGAAGCAGUCAGAGCUCUGACCUGUACUCUUCUAAAGGAAGAUUUUGGACUUUCUAUUGAUAUUCCAUUGGAAAGACUGAUUCCUACGGUUCCCUUGAGACUCAACUACAUUCAUUGGGUAGAAGAUCUGAUUGGUCAUCAGGACUCUGACAAAAGUACUGUCCGAAGAGGAAUUGACAUAGGUACUGGGGCAUCCUGCAUCUAUCCUUUACUUGGAACAACCUUAAAUGGCUGGUAUUUCCUUGCAACAGAAGUAGAUGACAUGUGCUUCAACUAUGCAAAGAAAAAUGUGGAACAGAAUAAUUUAUCUGAUCUUAUAAAAGUGGUAAAAGUGCCACAGAAGACACUCCUGAUGGAUGCUCUUAAAGAAGAAUCUGAGAUAAUCUAUGAUUUUUGCAUGUGCAACCCUCCUUUUUUUGCCAAUCAGUUGGAAGCCAAGGGAGUAAACUCUCGAAAUCCUCGGAGACCUCCACCUAGUUCCGUAAAUACAGGAGGUAUCACAGAAAUCAUGGCAGAAGGAGGUGAAUUAGAGUUUGUUAAAAGGAUCAUCCAUGACAGUUUACAACUUAAAAAAAGAUUAAGGUGGUAUAGCUGUAUGCUGGGGAAAAAAUGCAGCCUGGCUCCUCUGAAGGAAGAACUUCGCAUACAAGGGGUUCCUAAAGUCACCCACACUGAAUUCUGUCAAGGUCGGACAAUGAGAUGGGCUUUAGCUUGGAGUUUUUAUGACGAUGUUACAGUACCAUCACCACCUAGUAAGCGAAGAAAAUUAGAGAAGUCAAGGAAACCCAUUACGUUUGUAGUGUUGGAAUCUGUGAUGAAAGAAUUGUCCCUCAAAGCAUCAUCUCUGGGCUCUGAGACAGUGGAAGGCAUAGUAGUAGUGACAGCAUGGAUUGAAAAAAUCCUCACCGACCUGAAGGUCCAGCAUAAGCGAGUUCCCUGUGGAAAGGAAGAAGUUAGCCUUUUUCUAACCGCAAUAGAAAACUCCUGGAUUCAUUUAAGGAGAAAGAAAAGAGAACGAGUGAGACAAUUGAGAGAAGUUCCCCGAGCUCCUGAGGAUGUCAUCCAAGCCUUGGAGGAGAAAAAGUUCACCCCCAAAGAGUCUGGCAGUAGCCAAGAUUUGGCCCAGGGCCCCCAGGAGGGUGUCCCCUGUGGGCCUGCCGCACAGGAAGGCGAGUCUGCCACUGUUGAGGGCCAUUGCUCAAACCAGGAUCUCCUUUCCCAGGAAGAAAACCCAGAACCCAUGGAGGAUGAAAGGAGUGAGGAAAAGGGAGGGGUGGAGGUUUUGGAGAGUUGUAAAGGCUCUAACAAUGGAGCCCAGGACCGAGAGGCUUCUGAGCAGUUCAGCAGUCCAGUGUCUGAAAAAGGGAGCCAUCUCCAAGGAGUGGCUGGACAUUACCUGUUCAAGUGUUUGAUAAAUGUAAAGAAGGAGGUGGAUGAUGCUUUAGUUGAAAUGCAUUGGGUUGAGGGCCAGAACAGGGAUUUGAUGAACCAGCUUUGUACCUAUAUACGUAACCAAAUUUUCAGGCUUGUUGCUAGUUAACUUCUUGCACGGUUGGGAAAGUUUCUAUAAAGUAGCCUGCUGCGGGGUGGCAAGGGGCAUUCCAUCAUAGGCCCACUGGUAACAUUAUGUGCAAUUAUCUUAAAAAAACAAAACAAAACAAAUUAAUCUAUUUUAAAACAGUCCCCACCCCCCUUUUUAAAGUUAUUAGGCUUUAGUAUGGUAGUUCAUGAGGAAAAAUUGUUACCAGCAUCAACAAAAAGCUAUCAGUAAACUCAGGAGGGAUUUAAACCUGACUUAAGUUGACCACCUUAGCUUUAGGCUGAGGCCAGAAGGAUUGUGUUUGGAGUCUGGUCUGGGUCCGAACUACAGAGCACUCGGCUCCGCCAUCUCUAGUUGCUUCUUGAGGAGGGGUGGCUUUCUCGUUCUCUGAAUGGAGGCAGUAUACCGGACAGAUGGGCCCUGUGCCCACUUCUAGAGUCACCUGCAAGACUUCUCUGGGUCCAUAGGAUUGAUUAUCCCUGCGUCAGGGAGAGAAAGCUUAGUAAUGCCAGGAAGAAGGACUGACCUGGGAGGGUGCCUGUAAGAUGUCACAUUCCUGACUCAUGUCUGUUUUGAUGCUGCAUAUUUCAGAAACAGAAUUAGGUAAGCCAGACUCCCACACUAUGUGACUGAGACACAGCAGAGUGAAACCAUACCCCUACCUCCAACCUGUUUGAAAGUACUGUUUUGUAGCGGUUUUACUGAUGUAUGAUUUUUUUCUUUUGACAUUUGAAGUGGAGCUUUGUUUUAUUUUUAAUAUAAGAAUAUCCAGAAUUGAAUCUGUCAAUCCUGUUUGAAUUCUGGGAUUGGGGGGAAUAUUUUCGUAGCUUUCAAUGGAUAAAUGACUGAUGACAGAAAUAAGAAAUGGAGCAAGAUAGUUAUGAACAGUAGGUUGCUUAAGAAAGUCUCAUCUCUUGCCAGAGAAGUUGUAGCUGAUCAAAUACUGCUUUUUGUGGGUUCCCUUGUAGUCUCUUCGGUGCCUGCCUGUUUGCACUGGAGAAUUCUGAGGCCAGCGUGACCAUGUUCUUAUAACAUGUUUCUCAUUGGAGUGUCUCAGGGCGCAGCAGGAAUGCCUCUGGAAAGGGGGUCUCUUGGUGUCUCAGUUACCCUCUGCUGUGCUUAACUUUCGCACCUUGAGUUUGAUUUUACACCAGUGGUCUAAGGCUCUGUCUAGACUGAGUGAGUCCAGUGCCAGAGCCCCUUUUCGUUGCCACAGAAAAGACUGGGGCUGAGUACUUAAGCCAUGCUUUUGAAAGGUGGCUAUUGGUUAGGGCAGAAAACUGAUGAAAUUGGCCUGUCUUGGCAGCACCUAAACCUGACCUUCAGCAGAGAUAAAAGAACUAAAAAUAUGACUCUAUUGUACUUCCCUCUGUCAGUAGAGACAGAGCUGCCCAAGAAAACAUAUUAACUAGCGUUCUUCACUAGAAGUCCAAGGACCUCUAGAGAAUCCAUAAACCUCCUGGAUUAUUUCUGAAAGUUCUGUGAACACCCCCCCCACCCCCCUUCAGAGAGAAGAACCUCUGACAAGGUGAGAAAACUAGUCCCAGGGUCACACAGAGUAGCAUGUGCUCAUUAAAGAUUUGGAAAAUGAGAGUAGAAAACAGCAACAAAAUCACCAAAUACCAAUAAUGGGUAUUUUAAUGUUUCCUUCUAUCUCCUUUUCUAUAGAUGAUCUGGGUGUGCAAGGGUGUGGGCUUAACUCUGGUUGUACUCAUGCUGUGUAUUUAUUACACUUCUCUUCGUUUAACGUCUUGUAUUUUUCUGUGUUAGAACAGUAGUAUUUACGUACCCUCCUUGCCUGUUCAAAAUGCAUUUCAGGCACAGUACUAACGUUCGUUUAAGUCUGGGACUGCACCAGUGUCUGAGUUCUGACAAGUAAUAAAACUGCAAGAUGUGGAAAAGGUGCAAAAGCCUGUGGAAAACCCAAGGCCUCUUAAAAAGGGAGUAGGUAGCCCUUCAUCUUACCUAAACCACAGCAUUUUCCUCUGUAGCCACACGGGGGCAUCUUUGGCCUUUGAUCAAGCACCUUAACUUCACUGCAGAAAUAGAUAAAAUGUGUCUUUGAUAUUUUCUUGAAAUAAUCCCAUUUGCUACCCAGAUAAUGUUUUUUAUACAAACAAGUACAUUUUCACAUAAAUAAAAUUUGAAAUAAAAAAGUAGAAAGACCACCCCGUGGUCUUUUUAUCUGGGCAUAGUAUUUCAACCUUUUAUGUUUCUUUGUGGUCUCAGUUGACAGUAUUUUCUUUUAUUUCCAUGUGUCCUGCUAGUCUAGAAGAUAUCUAGGUUGGGUCAGUCUUUUGGAUUAACUUUUAUCCAGUUAAUGGAGGUACUGGGGGGGGCACUAUUUGUUUAUCUUAAUCAGUAGUUUUCCAGAAGUCUGGAGUUCCAGGAAGAGUUAAAAUGGAGAGUUCUAAGAAACUGUUCUCAUUGUUCUUUUGUCUUUAAAUUCUUGUUUUGGUUUAUCUGACUGGUCGACUAGUGUAUAUGUUGUGUACUUCAGAAGUUGGCACAGUUGGCUCUGUGUUGUGUACAUUAUAUAGGUUAGCUAGGCCUUGUUUCCCACAAGGGAUGUUUCUCUGUGGAACAUAGAUAUUACUCGCUCUGGUGUCUGUGUGGGUUCAAGGAAAAGUUCCAUCUACCCUUAUUAUUAUGGCACAGAAUGAGAGGUGAUGGGUGGCCACCCAGGAGAUCUCUCUGCACAUUAGGAGGAGAAAGGUCCAGUUUGGAAAAUAAGGAGCCCUCUUGGAGAAGGAAAGUCUCAAAGGUGCAGCAGGUAAGGCCCUUCAGGAGGUACCCCUAGGAAAGGGCCAUGACCAUAUCUUGUUUAGAGAAGUUGCUGCCCAGGAGAUUGGGUUUGCUGAACGGGCCCUAACCCUAGUAAAACACAGAGAAUGAAUUGGCUUUUGCCUCCUGGAACAGAGCGUGGGUUGUCUUGAACCUUUCUAAAUGCUCCCCAGUACAAAGUCUUGGUGCUAGUGCCAGCACAGUAUCUGAAAGCCCUGUGUGGGGUUCACCCCACUAGCAGCAGGGCCUUACACACAUACGGAGAGCUCUCGCUCUGCUCUGUGAAGACAUUCAGAUCUUCUGCUGUGACUCACCCAAAUGACUAAAACAGCAGUUUAUUUUUUUAAUUACUGGUUGGAACAGCUAAUGCUCCCUUUUGGAACAGCUAAUGCCGCCUUCUGGAGGCUGUGCUUUUACUGCAGGGGACUUUGUUGUGACUGAGUAAGGCCCUUGCACCUCUGAAUGCCCUUUGAGGUGUGGCCUAUCUGCCUCUCCAUCCAGGCGAAAACAUUAGGGACUCUAGGCUCUCCCUGGGGAAGUAGAGGGUCACGGGUGCUUGUUGUGAGCCAAGAAACUGAGAUAAGAAGGAGUGGACCAGAAACUGCUGCUGGACUUGGCAGAAUUGGCUUGUAUAUGAUGUUCCCAAGAGGACAAAGGAUAUUUAAUCCCAGAUGCUUCUCCAGCACCCUAGGAGAAUGAAAAGCAGAAAGGAGACUUUGCGUCAUGAGGCCUGGCUUUGUGUUCCGGUUCACUCGCGGGGUAAGUCAGUUUCACUAAGCCUUGGCUUCCUCAUACAAAAGAUGAAGGAUUCUUGCUUCGUAGAGUUGUAGCCGCAGUUAAGUGAGAGAAGUACUAAGACACCUGGAGGAGUGCAUAAGCAGAGCGGCCUUCUCGACUUGCUCAUCUCUUUGUAUUCUUCUUUGAGUUUUCCAUUUCUGGUCAGAACAUCUUACGGAUUCAUGUCCGAAGGCCAAGACCACAAGUGCAGAAUUGCAGGUGUAGAGUGCCACUUCUUGACCAAGAACAAAACCUAUGCUUCCAGGUACUGGAGUGACAAACAGGGAACCAAAUUGAUUGGCCAUCUUCUACAUAAAUUGUCUCACAGCAGUGGGGUGUCCCUCUGUGAUAGCUUUAAAAAAUGGAAGCUUGGAGAGCUUAAGUGACUGGCCCUAAGGUUAUCCACAGAGCUAAGUCACAGAGAUGGGGUUUGAACUCGGGUCCAGAAAUCUGAGACUGAGGUCUUGUACCAAAUCUCAAGAUCUGUAACAAACACUACACUUAAAUGGAAAUGGACCUUUAGGCUCAACCGACCUACCUCUAGGGAGGGGACUUCUAUUACAUGGUGCAGGGAGGAGAGAGAAAAAGCAUCUCUCAACCAGCUUCACUUUAUUGAGCACUUUAAGAUAGUAGUAUUGUCAAGCCUGUGAUCAAUGAGCAAGGUUUGAUAAAUGAAAUUGCUUAUAAUUAGUUCUUAAUUUAUGCUACCAAAUCUUCAUAGAAUUUUGUAUUUGGCAGCAGUGCAGAUAAUUAAGUAGUUAGUGAAACCACAUAAUAAAAUGUCUAGUGCAAGCACAUGUUGGAUCAGAAUCAAUGUAAAAUAACUGAUAAUUAGGUAAUGACUCUUUGACAACACAUAAUUGUAUAAGGGAAGAAGGGUUUUACUUUUUUAAUAUUUUAAUAGGCAGCUCCAAAUAUUUCACUUACAGAAUUGAUGUGCUUUUUGAUCUUGCUGGAGAAAGUCACGAUUGUCAGAAAAACAGCAAGUCAUCUUCCCCAGGUAGGGUGAAUGAACUCAUGUAAGUCUAGAGGAAAGAAAAGGCUGCCUGCCAUCUGGUGGACCCAUUCAGGGAGUGUGGCCCAAGAGUGUAGAAACGAGAGCCAG